This is a messenger RNA of Tupaia belangeri chinensis (Chinese tree shrew), 3159 nucleotides long. RefSeq names its product Rho GTPase activating protein 4 (gene ARHGAP4). Gene Ontology annotation, biological process: signal transduction. The record is from RefSeq and is a predicted model, not a curated record. Gene Ontology annotation, molecular function: protein binding. NCBI's taxonomy places the organism in Eukaryota, Metazoa, Chordata, Mammalia, Scandentia, Tupaiidae.
UGGGGGCCUGGAGCAGCUGUGGCAUCAGGGCCCGCUGGCAUUAAGGGCCAGGCCCUGAAGGGAGCCACUGGUAGUGCUGACCAAAGAGGCCAGCUUGCCAUGCACCUUGGGGCUCCCUGCCCUGGCUGCUUGGCGGCAGGACAGGUGCACCAGUGGGUAGGGACAGCAAGGCCCCAGGAGGGUACAGGGGGAGAGGACUGGGAGGAGCAGCGGGCCUGCCCCAUCCUGCAGCUCUGCCAGGCCUGGGCUGACUCCCCGCCCCCACCGGGAGCCACGUGGGCUGGGCGGAGCCCAUGCAGAGUGCGGGCUGCUGCGCCCUAGGUCCCAGCACUAGGGCUGCCAGAGGCCUAGUGGGAGCAGCAGGGCUCGAAGUCCUGGCUGCUGGCCGCCAUGGCCACGCAUGGGAAGCUGAGGCGGGAGCGGGGACCACAGGCGGAGUAUGAGAUGCAAGUCAAAGGUGAGAGGGCGCCAGGUCCUGGCUGCUGGUUCCCUGCAGAAAGCCUAAGGUGUCUGGAGCUGCAGGGGGAGCUGCGGCGGGAGCUGCUGCAGGAGCUGGCAGAGUUCAUGCGGCGCCGCGCCGAGGUGGAGCUGGAGUAUUCCCGGGGCCUAGACAAGCUGGCUGAGCGCUUCUCCGCACCAAAGCUUCCGGUGGGUAAGGUACUGGAGGGUGGCGGGGGACCCGGGGCUCCUGCUCCCUGGGCUGAGGGCCCCUCUGCCCCCAGGAAGGAGCCGUCCCUCCUGUCGCCCGUGCACUGUUGGGCUGUGUUGCUACAGCAGACUCGGCAGCAUGGCCGGGAGAGUGCGGCCCUCGGUGAGUUGCUGGCCGGGCCCCUGGCCCAGCGCCUUGGCCACAUCUCCGAGGACGUGGGGCGCAUCAUCAAGAGGGCUAAGAAGACCUACCACGCCUACCACGCAGAGAGCUUGACUGCGGAGGCCAAGCUCCGGGAAGCCGAGCGGCAGGAGGAGAAGCGGGCAGGCCGCAGUGCCCAGCCUGCCCCCACACCUGCCCCCACCCCUGCAGAGGCAGGGCCCCUCCGCAAGAGCUCCCUCAAGAAGGGAGGGCGGCUGGUGGAGAAGCGUCAGGCCAAGUUCUUGGAGCACAAGCUGAAGUGCACGAAGGCGCGGAACGAGUACCUGCUCAGCCUGGCCAGCGUCAACGCCGCCGUCAACAACUACUACCUGCGUGACGUCCUAGACCUCAUGGACUGCUGUGACACAGGGUUCCACUUGGCCCUGGGGCAGGUGCUCCGGAGCUACGCAGCUGCAGAGAGUCGCACCCAAGCCUCCCAGAUGCAGGGCCUGGGCAGCCUGGAAGAGGCGCUGGAGGCCCUGGAUCCUCCAGGGGACAAGGCCAAGGUGCUGGAGGUGCACGCAGCUGCCUUCUGUCCCCCACUGCGUUUUGACUACCAGCCCCACGAGGGGGAUGAGGUGACUGAGAUCCGGGUUGAGCUGGAGCUGCGGGAUGAGAUUCUGCCCAGAGCCCAGAAUAUCCAGAGCCGCCUGGACCGACAGACCAUUGAGACAGAAGAGGUGAACAAGACACUGAAGGCGACACUGCAGGCCCUGCUGGAAGUGGUGGCAUCAGAUGACGGUGACAUGCUGGACUCAGUCCAGGCCAGCCCCUCCACAGAGAGCUCGGACCCAGGCUCCCGGCAGGCAGGCCGCAGGACAGGCCAGCAGCAGGAGACGGAGACCUUCUACUUGACGAAACUGCAAGAGUAUCUGAGCGGAAGGAGCAUUCUGGCCAAGCUGCAGGCCAAGCAUGAGAAGCUGCAGGAGGCCAUACAGCGAGGCGACAAGGAAGAGCAGGAAAUGUCUUGGGUCCAGUACACACAGAGAAAAUUCCAGAAGAGCCGCCAACCCCGCCCCAGUUCCCAGUAUAACCAGAGACUCUUUGGGGGAGACAUGGAGAAGUUCAUCCAGAGCUCGGGCCAGCCUGUGCCCCUGGUGGUGGAGAGCUGUGUGCGCUUCAUUAACCUCAACGGCCUGCAGCACGAGGGCAUCUUCCGGGUGUCAGGUGCCCAGCUCCGGGUUUCGGAGAUCCGCGAUGCCUUUGAGAGAGGGGAGGACCCGCUGGUGGAAGGUUGCAGUGUCCACGACCUGGACUCCGUGGCUGGGGGCCUGAAGCUCUACUUCCGCAGCCUCGAGCCCCCACUCUUCCCCCCGGACCUGUUUGGCGAGCUACUGGCAUCUGCAGACCUGGAGGCUGCAGCAGAGCGGGUGGAGCACGUGAGCCGCCUGCUGGCCCGGCUGUCUGGCCCAGUGCUGGUGGUCCUUCGCUACCUUUUCACCUUCCUCAACUACCUGGCCCAGUACAGUGAUGGGAACAUGAUGGACACCUACAACCUGGCUGUGUGCUUCGGGCCGACACUGCUGCCUGUGCCCGUGGGGCAGGACCCGGUGGCCCUGCAGGGCCGAGUGAACCAGCUGGUGCAGACUCUCAUCAUGCAGCCGGCACGCGUAUUCCCGUCCCAGGCCCUGCUCCCCGGCCCUGCCUAUGAGAAGUGCAUGGCACCGCCUUCUGCCAGCUGUCUGGGGGACACCCAACUGGAGAGCCUGGCAGUGGAGAAUGAGUCUGAGCUGGAAGCCCCUGCCUGGGAGGAAGACCUGGAGGGAGUCGUGGAGGCCGUGGCCUGCUUCGCCUACACGGGCCGCACAGACCAGGAGGAGCUGACGUUCCCGCGCGGAGCCGUGCUGCAGCUGCACGAGAGAGCCUCCAGCGACUGGUGGCGUGGAGAGCAUGCUGGGGCGCGGGGACUCAUCCCCCACAAGUACAUCUCUCUGCUGGCAGGAGUGGAGAAGCAGGCCGCCAGCCCAGGCCUGAAGGCUGCAGAGGAGCUGCUGAGUGGCCCCGAGGGUGCCCUGGCUGCAGAGUUUGUCAACCGGCCAGAGCCACACGCUGCCCCUGAGGCUAUGGGCCCCUCUGGGCACAGACGACAAUGCUGGGACCCCAUGUCCCCGGAGCGGCCCACGGAGGUGGAUAAGGCUGUGGCACAGAACAUGGACUGUGUGUUCAAAGAGCUCUUGGGAAAGACUGCUGUCCGCCAGGGCCUUGGGCUGGCACCAGCUGCUAACCCCAGCUCUGGCUCUCACCACCUGGAGAGCACGCGCAUGCGUGCUGUGAACCCCGCAGACCCGCCCGUGCUCAGCACAGAGUAA